Messenger RNA from Mobula hypostoma (lesser devil ray), 3738 nucleotides. Its product is annotated as transcription factor-like 5 protein. Gene Ontology annotation, biological process: spermatogenesis; regulation of DNA-templated transcription. Gene Ontology annotation, molecular function: DNA-binding transcription factor activity, RNA polymerase II-specific; protein dimerization activity; RNA polymerase II cis-regulatory region sequence-specific DNA binding. The record is from RefSeq and is a predicted model, not a curated record. The transcript is spliced from 6 exons. The coding region runs from base 740 to 2341 and encodes 533 amino acids. Gene Ontology annotation, cellular component: nucleus. Lineage: Eukaryota; Metazoa; Chordata; Chondrichthyes; Myliobatiformes; Myliobatidae.
UCGAGCCGUGCGCGCGGCUGACCAGCGGGCGGUUGCUCGAGCGCCUUUUCAAACGGUGUGAGGGGCGGUGGAUUCCGGAGCCCGCGGUGGUGGUGCUGCCGCUGCUGCUGUUGUUGUUGCUGCUACUGUGGGGUGGAGAGGGGAAGAGCAAAGGAAGCCUCUCUUUCUUAGUUGUCGGUAUUUGCCCCCCCCUCCCCCCGCUUGUGUGGCGGGCGGCGUUUCUGUGCGGUAGUGGUGGAUCAUGAGUUCGUUGUGCGAGCAGCUCCGGGCGUGAACUCGUGCCCCGGGUGUGGACCGGAAUUUCUCGGUCGCCUCGUGGCUCCUUUGUUUUGUCUGCCAAACUUUUUUUCUCUCUCUCUGAAGAGAUCAGAUUUUAUAGGAAAAAGAAUCGAAAGUGCCAGGAGGUUUGGGCAGGGAGAGUGAGUUGUUCGCCAGUACACGGAGAUCGAGUUGUCUGUAUCCGUGACCUCAUCAUAGCUUCCGAAGGAGGGAAACCUUCCUAGGCUUUUGUAUUUAAAGUUUGUGUAACUGAGCAUAAGUUUAAACCUCAAGGAAAGAGGAUAACAUGUGAGUUUUAAAGCGUUCCCCCCCACUCCGCCCUGUGUCUAGUGUUGGUCUUGAGGUGCCAGGUGACUUAGAUGGGUAAUGGUGGUGCUGUCAAGGUGUACUUUGCUUUGGUUUUUGUCAUCCUAAGUAAUUGUAGAAGUGAGCAAGUUUAUUUCUUUUUGCUUAUAACCGGAUGAUGCUUUCUUCUGAGGCCACACCAGAGGCGCUCCAUUCCCCAUUUCAUGGUUCCCGGUCCUCGGAGCCACCCCCAACCACUUGUAGCUCUGAGUGCCCCUUUACAGAGUCGGGAUUGAACUUCAACUCUGAUCUUGGCCUCGUGGACCUGAGCGAGGUUGAAUACACCCAGCUACAACACAUGCUAUAUUCACACAUGGAGUCCCAGUCGGGGGAAGGUGAGCUGGAGAGUCGGCUGAAUCCUACUUUAUAUCAGUCCUCCAACCCCACCAACCAGGUUGCAUGUUCAACAGCCAACUCCGUUAACCAGGUUCCUUACUCCACAACCAGCUCUGCCAAUCAGAAUGUGUACCCCACCACCAGUACUAUGAACACCAGCUCAGAUUCUCACUAUGUGGGUAACAACCAAUAUUUAGGGCACAUUGAUUUCCAAGAGUUAAAAAUGAUGCUUUUGAAUGAUCCUCCACUACCUAUUAACAUGACUAAUAAUUUGCAACAUAUGGAGAAAUUCUCCCAAAAUUCUUCUACAGAAACCACCCGACCUAAUGGACUAACGCUGAAAAAUAGAGACACAAUGGGUAAUUCAGACAAGAAGAUUUCUGGGGGCAGUUCAGUAGCAGGACAAGAAUCGAGAUCUAAAACUGGACCUAGAGUUCGUCUUGAAGAUAGAUUUAAUGCAGUCCAAAACGAAAGCACAGAACGGCAGGAGCUGCAGGAUUCUGGAAUUACUUUUAACAAUUUGGUUGCUUUGAUCCGGCAUCCUUCAGAGUUGAUGGGGAUACCUCUCCACCCACAGCAAAACAAAUGUACUACUUUAGUCAAAAGCAAGACUGGGACUUCUGCUCUGCAAUUUGCAUACCCUUUAUACACACCAAGUACGUGUACGCCAACUGGCAGUACUAGCUGUAGUCAAACUCAGGGCACAGGAAACCAAGCCAAUGUGCUAGAAGCUGCCACCCCACAGGAGCUUGCCCUGCCAAGAGCAUUUUCUUUAUGUCUUCAGCAGGAACUCCAAUCAGCUAGGCAGGCACUGAGUAACUGCAACAGAAACAAGUCUUUACCUGAUCAAGUUUGGAUUAAAGUGGAAGAUGAAACUCUUCGUAAACAGAUAGUGAAUAAACGCUGCCGUAGUCGCACACGGCAAGUCAGUAUAGAAACAGAGCACAAAGUUCUAAGUGACCUGACUAACGUGACAGAGAAUCAAAAUAUAAACAUUGCCUCAGGUGGACAGUGGCACACUACACAUCCAGUCACUCCUUGCUCAGCCCAUGGGAACCAACAGGAACUGAACUGCCAGCGUAGAGAGAGACACAACAGAAUGGAGAGAGAUCGCAGGCGCAGGAUCCGUAUAUGUUGCGAUGAGCUGAAUUAUCUUGUUCCCUUCUGCAAUUCUGAAACUGAUAAAGCUACAACAUUACAAUGGACUACUGCGUUUGUCAAGUAUAUUCAAGAAAAACAUGGUGAUUCAGUGAAAAAGGAAUUUGAGAGUGUUUUCUGUGGGAAAACUGGCAGGCGACUGAAACAACCACGAGUAGAAGCACCAGUAGGUCACACUGGAGCUCCCAGUGUACACAAUCAUGGUGUGCAGGAAGGUAAAUGAACUCCAGUAUGAGUGAACUUACAGCUCCAAGAGAGGCACAACGUUAGAGAUAUUUUCCUGAUUCACUAUACCAACAAUAAGCAUCAGGAAGUGGAAAAGAAUAUCCAAACAGCAAUAAACCUAUUGUCAUCCCUGAAGACUGCUUAGGUGGUAUUACCACUGGCAAUGUUCAGAACUCUAAACUUUCACAGUUAAAUCAAAGAUGGUGGUAGGAAAUUUGAGUCCACCAUGAUUUGUACCAUAUAACUGUAUUUACUAAAUCCCCGGAAGUCCAGGUUUUUACUUACCUGUCCAUCAUCUGUAAUUUGUAUUUUAUUUCUCAUUCAACUUUUUUUGUUGAAGAGAAGGAACAUUCCAUUGAGCAGACUGACAGACAAAUGCCAUUCUUUGAAAGUUUUGUCCAGUCAUGGUGAGUAAUUUGUCAUCAGUGAUACUUAAGCUGGAUGAGUUAAAGGCCCAAAUGCUCAUCUUAGCUAUCAGGCCUCCCAUAUAAGAUUUCCAAAAUAUUUAAAUGUGUAUUAUAAGUAAUAUGUGUUUUAAUAAAAUCAGGGUAGAUUCAUACUUUCCCCAUCUGUCUUUGAUUUUAAAUUCAAUGGACUUAGUGCAUUAGUGUUGACCAGUCACAGCACUGCUAUGGUGUCUGAACAUUGUAUGAAUUGAUUUUUAUUAGCCAGAAACUGUUGUCAACAGCAACUUUAACACACCGGACAGUUCUACACCCAAAUGCUGCUAAUAAGUGAAAAUGCAAUUAAAGAGACAUCAUCCAUUUAAUUAUAAAUGAUCAAACAUCCACAACUACAAAAACUAGCCAAGCUUGGAGAAAGAGUGCAUAAAUGUACAACUUCUCACAUACUACAAUGUCUUUUUUUUUAAAUCCUAGUAUGAACAGCUUGGGAAAAGUCAAACUCAUUUUCACAAGACUGAAGCACUUUAAUAAAGCACACUAAUAGUGUUGUUAAGCUUCAUGUCAUCCAGUGUGUUGCAAAAAGCUGUUGCUGUCCACUUACUGGAAACUGCUAUUACUAUAUAAGCUUUAAAAAUGUUUGCAAUAUAUUUAGAGUGCAAAAUAUUUAUAAUCUUUAACAAUACAAAAUGAUUCUUCAUAAAAAGUUUUAUUAAUUAAAUAAUCUGUUAGGUUUUACUUCAAUGACUUGUUAAUUGUUGAUGAUGCUAUUAAUCUUUAAAAUAAAGGAUGACAAAUACUUAAUAGAUUUGUUUCAUAAUUAGUAAACCAUAUAUUGAUCUAUAUCAUUUAAUUACAUUUAAUAUUUAUUUAAGUUACACUGGAUAGCUUUUAGCUAAUAUGUUCAAAAUAAAUAUAAAUAGUAAUCCUUGAAAGGUUUUUUUUGUCAAUUUGAGCAGUAACAAUGCUGAUAGUAUUAAUGAAAGAUGUUUCA